GUUAUGUGCCACCAGUGGGCCUGCGUGGGACCCAAAUCCUGCGACAGUGCUUCCUGUAACUUUAUGUGAGUUUUCUGCUUGAUGGUAGUAAGUUAGUUGAAAAACCAGAAAGCUAGAUCAUUCCCGAGACUCGGUGGCAUGUCAGACGUGCUCGAUUCUAGAUGCGUUACCUAACCUAUAAGUAGAAGGGGGACAGGCCCCAGCGAAGUAAAGCUGUCGCACAGGUUAACUGCCUGGACUCUGCGAUCUGAUCUGACCAGUUCUGUGGUGUUCUUGGUCACACAUUUAUGGAGUUUCUGAAGGGCAGUGGAGAUUAUUGCCAGGCACAGCACGACCUCUAUGCAGACAAGUGAACUGUAGAAAUUCAUUACUACUCCACCAAGAAGCCCCCAUAUGAGUGGUUAACCUGGACACAGAGGUGUUGAAUUGAAAACUGCAGAGCAUUUUGCAAGAGUUCUGACCUGGAUGGGGUAAACCUCAGUGCACUUCCUUUCUAUUGCCUCAGUAUUACUGGAUUGAAGAAUUGCUGCUUCUUGUUAGGAGGUUCAUUUCAUUUCCCAUUACUCCCAACUUCACUCAAAGCACUGAGAAUUUCAAGUGGAGUAUAUUGAAGUAGACUCAGUUUCUUUGCAUCAUUUCUGUAUUCAAUUUUUAAAUUCUUUCAUAACUUUAUUGAGUGUUUUUUAACUAAAUUAUCAUGGCUCGAAUGAACCGCCCAGCUCCUGUGGAAGUCACAUACAAGAACAUGAGAUUUCUUAUUACACACAAUCCAACCAAUGCGACCUUAAACAAAUUCAUAGAGGAACUUAAGAAGUAUGGCGUUACCACAAUAGUAAGAGUAUGUGAAGCAACUUAUGACACUACUCUGGUGGAGAAAGAAGGCAUCCAAGUUCUUGAUUGGCCUUUUGACGAUGGUGCACCACCAUCCAACCAGAUUGUUGAUGAUUGGUUAAGUCUAGUAAAAAUUAAGUUUCGUGAAGAACCUGGUUGUUGUAUUGCUGUACAUUGUGUUGCAGGCCUUGGAAGAGCUCCGGUGCUUGUUGCCCUAGCAUUAAUCGAAGGUGGAAUGAAAUAUGAAGAUGCAGUACAGUUCAUAAGACAAAAGCGGCGUGGAGCUUUUAAUAGCAAGCAACUUCUGUAUUUGGAGAAGUAUCGUCCUAAAAUGCGGCUGCGCUUCAAAGAGUCCAGUGGUCAUAGAAACAACUGUUGCAUUCAAUAAAACGGGUGCCUGAUGCCAUUGCCUUGAAAGUGGAACUUGAGAUAGGACCUAAUUUGUCAUAUGUAUUAGCCAACAUGUUGGCUUGGUGAAUAAGUCUAAUGAAGCUUCCAAAAGAGGGUUGAAAAUCAGUUUUAACAGGCCACAAGCUUGACGGAAUUGCAACCUCUAUGUUCGGGUUCUGAUCAACCUAUUUUGACACUGCAAAAGAUUCUUACUGUUCAGCAUUUAAAAUCUGCUUAUCAUUUGUACCAAUUUACUUUUCCUGAAAUCAUGCAGUAUUGAGUUAUGUCUUUAAAUCUAUUCCCAUGUCAGAAUCUCACCGAAAUAUAAAAGAUUUAGAAAGAUUAGGUGCCAAAAUACCCAGCACAAUACUUGUAUAUUUUAGUUUCAUACAAAACUAAAAUCCCAGGAACUAUGAACACUCUGGACCUUAUGUGGUUUAUCCCUUCAGUCAUUUCAAACAUAGAAAGUAGGGCCCAUAUGGUUAUUUGCCUGCUCACUUUAUGUUUACAUCUCCCACAUUCAUACAAGUAUACAUCAGGUUUGCUCAACUUUUUGAUUUUUAUACAAAGUCUUUGUUAUUAUUUAAUGUCUUUCUAUAAAUCUCAUUUUGUGCUGUUAUGGAAAGCCUCCAUUUUGAAAAUCUGCAUUGUAUAGAAGCACAUGUCUUUAAUGUCUCCAGACAAAGCCUUACAGUUAAUUUUAACGUUUGCACUUAAUGUGCAACCUAUAGGGAGGGCCUGAGAAAAGAAUGAGAGGGGGCUAUUAAGUAUUUUUAGUAAAAUGUUGCCUUUGUCUUGUGUGGAACAUGUAGAAUAUGCUCUUUGGUAAAUAUUUUUUUAAAGGUAGACAUGCUUUAUUGUAGCUAAAACGAUUCUUAAUCAUAAAAAUUCUGAAUUCUUGUAUUUUUUUCAUACAUUCUGAAGUUUACCAACUUAUUUUUGUUUGAAGUGUGAUUUUUUUUUCCCUUCCAACCCUGUUGCAAAAAAAAGAAGUGGGUUCCUGCUAAUGAACUGAGCAGACAUCUAAUAUUUUAUAUGCCUUUUGAGCUGUGUAACUUAAUAUUUGGAUACUUGAUAAUUUGUUUUAUUAUGUAAUUGAUAAAAUGGUGAUAUGUAUUGAUGUUAGUUCAACCAUAUAUUUAUACUGUUUGGGAAUGUGUGGUUAUAGUUCUCUGGGAGAAAUAAUUUGUCAGUGUUCACCAGCUUGUAAAAAUUUAGUGCGAGAGCUUAAACAUCUAAAUAAAUAAGAUGCAUUUAUCAUCACUGA
Molecule: messenger RNA, 2488 nt
Organism: Myotis davidii
Lineage: Eukaryota; Metazoa; Chordata; Mammalia; Chiroptera; Vespertilionidae
Gene: PTP4A1
Product: protein tyrosine phosphatase type IVA, member 1
Exons: 6
Coding region: 698-1219 (173 amino acids)
Biological process (GO): protein dephosphorylation
Cellular component (GO): nucleus
Molecular function (GO): protein tyrosine/serine/threonine phosphatase activity
Source: RefSeq, a predicted model, not a curated record